UUGAUUCGUUAUUGGUUUAGAGUUCUUCGGGUGGUUGGGUAUUUGGAGUUUUUGUUUAUAUUAUUAUUUUAAAGUUCCUUUUAGUGUUUUGUUAAUUAAUAGUUAUUCAUUAAAAAUGAAAUUAUUAAUUUUAUUUACAGUUUUUUGUUACAGUGUAACUGCUUUAGAAUUACCAAGUUAUAUUACAGCAUGUUCAAAAAGCUCACCCGAUUUUACAAAUUGUGCUAAAGAAAGUGCCAAAACUGCUAUACCAGCAUUAGUUAAUGGUGAUACCAAAUACCAUAUUCCAAAAUUAAAUCCACUUACAAUCGACGAAAUUAUAAUUGAAUCAAAUGGGCAAUUAAAAAUUCAAUUGCAUAAAGCCAAAGUUUAUGGUUUAUCAGACGGCAAAUUAACAGAUAUUAAAUUGGAUGAAAAAAAUGGAGUACUUGAUAUAAGUCUCGACAUUGAUAAUUUAAAUAUCCAAAGUGACUAUGAGAUUAAUGGUCGAAUUUUAGUUUUACCAAUUAGUGGAAAAGGGCCUGCAAAUAUUACAGCCGUGGGUGGACAUUACAACGUUAAAGUCAAUUUUGAUUUAAUUGAGAAAAAAGGUGUUAAAUAUUUAAAAUUGAAAGAUACUGACGUGAAAUUUGAUGUCAAACGUGCCUACUUCCGAUUGGAAAACUUAUUCGAUGGAAAUAAAGAAUUAAGUGAUCAAAUGAAUAAAGUUUUGGAUGACAGUUGGAAGGAUGUUUUAAAAGAUAUUGGACCAGCAAUUGCAAAAGCUGUUGGUGCUAUUGUUGAACAAUUAGCCAUGGGCGUUUUCGAACGUGUUCCAUAUGAUAAAUUCUUCUUACCCUAAUUUAUAUAACGUGUAUAAUACCUUCUCCCUUUCCCCUGUUUACGUUUUAAGUAAUAAUGUAUUUAAAUUUUGUGUAGACUUUUAAGUAUUAUAAUUAUUAUA
Chrysoperla carnea is the source of this 943-nucleotide messenger RNA. RefSeq names its product circadian clock-controlled protein daywake-like. NCBI's taxonomy places the organism in Eukaryota, Metazoa, Arthropoda, Insecta, Neuroptera, Chrysopidae. Bases 116 to 841 code for a protein of 241 amino acids. The transcript has 6 exons. The record is from RefSeq and is a predicted model, not a curated record.